This is a messenger RNA of Klebsormidium nitens, 672 nucleotides long. NCBI's taxonomy places the organism in Eukaryota, Viridiplantae, Streptophyta, Klebsormidiophyceae, Klebsormidiales, Klebsormidiaceae. The record is from the annotation of a GenBank genome assembly.
AUGAACCUCGUUUCAAUAACUGCCAUCAAUAUUAUGUCGGCCGAAAUCAAUGAUCCGCACAAAGUAACUGGAGAAGUCAGCAUCGAUGUUGCUUGGAGCGAAGAGCGGCGGCCCAUGGACACUCUUUCGAGCGACGUGCUGCUCGCGAUUGUUCACAAGCUGGCAGCCCAGGACCCGCUCGCCCUGCUGACUGCGACCUGUGCCUGCAAAGAUUUCCUCAGCGUGACUGAGGACAACUCGUGGGUCUGGAAGAAGAUCUUCUACAGCUCAAGACCGCCCAGCCAGCCCGCGCGCGGGUUCCGGGCGUUUCCUCCGCGGCCGCGGGCCCGGCCGAGAACGCUUCCGUCGGAAGCGCGAUCCGAGCGGGCGGCGGCCACCGCUGCGGCGCGCGAAGAGCAAGUCCCAGACUCCCAGGCUAGGGCUAGACUAAUUAGAGGGGGAAAAUGUUGGGCGGAUAGUAGAGCUGCCGCCAUGGACACUAUUCCGAACGACGUGCUGCUUACGAUUGUUCACAAGCUGGCAGCCCAGGACCCGCUCGCGCUGCUCACUGCCACCUGCGCCCGCGUGACCGACGAAAAUGAGGAGGUCUGGAGAAACAUCUUUUACGGCUCAGAUGUGGACAUAAAUUUUGGAGAGAAUUCAGCAGAUUGGAGAGGAGAAACGGAGUCUUGA